Molecule: messenger RNA, 1552 nt
Organism: Fundulus heteroclitus (mummichog)
Lineage: Eukaryota; Metazoa; Chordata; Actinopteri; Cyprinodontiformes; Fundulidae
Product: glucose-6-phosphatase 2
Exons: 5
Coding region: 325-1398 (357 amino acids)
Biological process (GO): glucose 6-phosphate metabolic process; gluconeogenesis
Cellular component (GO): membrane
Molecular function (GO): glucose-6-phosphatase activity
Source: RefSeq, a predicted model, not a curated record
CUCUCCCCUGGUGUUUGCAGUGGCUAAUAUUUAACAUCUGUACAAGCCCUGUUCUGGGAAAUAUCUUAAUGGCUACACUGUCAGGUUGUAAACAGUCUUAUGAACAUGUCCUAAAAUGCUUUCCUCUCAUGACUUGGGAACACAUUAUUAUAUUCCAGAUGAACUCAGACAGCUUGCACUUACUUGUAGUUUCCAUGGCUUUGAUGAAUGAUUUGUGAUGCCUGCUGGUUUGCGAUAUAAAAGAGAUGCAACGAGAGAAAGGGGCAUCAUGGUGCUGCUUUGACCGGUGCUGAAAAGAAACCGACUGCUCUCAGAGGAAACGGGAUGGAUUUUAUUCACAUAUUAGGCGUCCAAACUAUACAGCAUCUGCAGAACAACUACAAAGAAUACAACAGCUUCCUUAGCCUGAUGUCAGCAGUGGGUGACCCUCGUAAUAUUUUCUCUGUCUAUUUCCCUCUUUGGUUCCAUCUCAGUCAUGAUGUUGGUACCAAGAUGAUAUGGGUGGCUGUUGUCGGAGACUGGUUCAAUCUUAUUUUCAAGUGGGUUCUGUCUGGGCAGAGACCUUAUUGGUGGGUUCACGAAACCCACUUGUUCCAGAACGGCACAAAGCCACAUUUGGAUCAGUUUCACAUUACGUGUGAAACAGGGCCUGGUAGUCCGUCGGGUCAUGCCAUGGGCUCAUCAUGUGUGUGGUACGUGAUGGUCACCGCCACUCUAAACUUCGCCAGGUCCUCCUGCAUCUCUUCUGUCCGGAGUUUUCAAAGGUUUCAUCUCUUGAGGUCCGUUUUGUGGACAGCCUUUUGGGUCAUUCAGAUAAAUGUUUGCAUUUCCAGAGUUUUCAUCGCAACACACUUCCCUCAUCAGGUCCUCCUCGGACUCGCCAUCGGUAUGCUUGUGGCUGAAGCAUUUGACCACAUUCCCUGCAUCUAUAAUGCAAGCCUGAAGCUGUACCUCCAGGUCAACAUGUUUCUUCUCUCGUUUGCUGUUUGCUUUUACUUGCUCCUAAAGUUUCUGGACUUUGACCCUCUGUGGUCGGUUGCCAAAGCCAAGAUGUGGUGUGCAAACCCAGACUGGAUCCACCUGGACACCAUGCCGUUUGCCGGACUGUGGAGGAACCUGGGAGCCCUGUUUGGUCUGGGGCUUGCAGUGAACUCAGAGAUGUUCAUUCAGAGCUGUAAGGGGAAAAAUGGCUGCAAUAAUACAUUUAAACUCAUGUGCAUGGCUGCAAAUCUCACCUUUCUGCAGCUGUAUGAUCUAAUCAAGAUGCCAACUCAAAGCGAGGCACUCUUUUACCUUCUGUCUUUUUGCAAAAGCGCGUCGGUUCCUUUUGGCGUCAUUGCUGUCAUACCUUACUGUGUUCAUUUGCUAAUCAGAGAUGAUGAGCGGAAACUCUCUUAGUUUAGGACAGUGAUUUCUACGGAGCAUUUUAUCUCAACACUUUCUGCUGUAAUGUGCAUUAAAAAAUGUCAGACUGUUAUUGCACACACAGAAGCACUGAAACUGCAGCUUAUGUGAGAAACAAUGCACAUUUUGUGGUUUAGAUAAUAAAUGU